AUGAUGCAGUCCCUCUGUCCGCGGAAGGAGGCUUUUGGUAGUGCUGUGUGAUUCCUACCAGCUGUUUCCCGCCUUGAAAGACAUCCGAUCAGCUGCAACUACACACAUACACGUACAUGCAGAAGGAAAGAGAGAGAGAGAUUGAGAGCGCCACACAACGAGGGAACCCUAUCAGCUGGAAGUAGAGUAACGUUUGGAACUCCGACUGCUCUCCUACUACAUAAGGAAUUUUCCGAAUUAUGAAAUUAUUCUAGAUUUAUGAGCAAGGGAAUUUGCACCUGAAACUGGAACAUAUUUUGUGCGUUAAUUCAUUUGAACCGGGGGACACACAACUGGAGAGGAAAGCAUGGAGUAUUUCAUGGUACCAGCACAGAAGGUGCCCUCCUUGCAACAUUUUAGGAAAACGGAGAAGGAAGUGAUUGGGGGUCUUUGUAGCCUGGCAAACAUUCCUCUGACCCCUGAGACGGCGCGCGACCAGGAGCGGCGAAUCCGCCGGGAGAUCGCCAACAGCAACGAGCGGCGGCGCAUGCAGAGCAUCAACUCCGGCUUCCAAUCGCUCAAGACGCUCAUCCCCCACAGCGAUGGAGAGAAGCUCAGCAAGGUGGGUCCGAGGGAGGAAAGGAAGGGAGAGAAGCUCAGCAAGGCGGCCAUCUUGCAGCAGACAGCAGAGUACAUCUUCGCUCUGGAGCAGGAGAAGACACGGCUACUGCAACAGAACAGCCAGCUCAAACGCUUCAUUCAGGAGUUCAGCGGCUCCUCCCCAAAGAGGAGGCGCGGGGCGGAGGAGAAGGAUGAAGGGAUCGGUUCCCCAGACAUUUUGGAGGAGGAGAAGACGGAUGACCUGCGGAGGGAGAUGGUGGAGCUGAGACAGCAGCUGGACAAGGAGCGCUCUGUCCGCAUGAUGCUGGAGGAGCAUUUGAGACAGGAGGAGGUCUGCUGUGUUGUGGUUGGUGGUACUCAGCCUGAACACGUGUUAGGAACUCACUCCGAGCAGCAGGAGAGAGCCAGCACCCCAGCCCACAGCCCACAGGUGCUGGCCCCCAGGUCGUCCCCCGCCCCCACCCACCACCCCACGGUCAUCGUCCCAGCCCCCGCACCAGCCCCGCCUCCCCAUCACGUCACCGUGGUAACCAUGGGCCCGGCCUCUGUCAUCAACACAGCCUCCACGUCUCGCCAGAACCUGGACACCAUUGUGCAGGCCAUCCAGCACAUUGAGAGCAUCCAGGAGAGGGUGGGGGAGGAGGAGCAGCGCCGGGCGGUGAUCGUCACCCAGGGACGCGCCCUCACAGACACAGCGGGGUCCGACACGGCGUCCGACAGCGAGUGGCCAGAGGACUGCUCACUGCCCUGAGGCCUCCCAUCACACACAGGGGCCAUGAGAGGGGGCCCUGUACAACACCCACAAUACUCUGAUUAUAUGGCCAUUUAUUAGGUUGGAUAGACGGAUCAGACUCACACACACACUGAACUAGGAUAGUCUACUGUAGCUGGAUAAUCACACACUUCUUUCUGUCUCCCUUUUCUGCUUUCUUGCUUUUUCUCAAACCGGACAAAAAACAUCAGUAGAAAGGUGAUGGGUUGACCUGACAGAUCCACAUAGCUCAAGCAGCCAGCAGCCUUCUAAUCGGUCACGAAGCACCCAUUCAACCCACUCCCUCUCUGGGUCUUGCUCCUCCAGAGGGCUGCCUGAGGAUGGAAGUGUCACACCCAGGUCCAGCCUGGUCCCUUGGCUCAGUUGUCAAAUGGAGACUCUUUCUCACCUUCUCCAAAACCAAAUAAGCAACUUCUGCCCAGCGAGCAGGAGAGCGCGCCUGGACAGGACAGGUGUACCCCAACCAGCAGCACAGCCGUCCCAGGUGACCCCACACCCCCCAUACUAGAGAUAAUUUCUACAAGAAAUCUUCUACUUCCUGUAUCUCUUCACCAUAUUUCUACCCAGGGGAAUCUCCCCUGAGCGAUGAGACACUGUGAGCAUUCAAAGACACAUUCUGAAUCAGUUCCAACACACCUUUUGGCUCCUUAGUAAGAGAACAUGUUGUCGAUCUUGUGUUCUGCUCAGUGGCUCUGGUCGAUAAAUCACAGGGAUUGAACUGAAACGUGACAACACAGAAAAGGCCCAUAUUGACGCAGCCAGAGGUCUGUUCAUUUCAGUGGUGCUGUUAGGAGACAAAGCUAAAGCUAAGCUUACUAUGGAAAGAGGAGGAGUGCACUUCUGGUUCCCUCUUUCUCUUUUUGGGCCAUCACACUGUUUACUGGGCUGGGUUCCCAGUAGACAUUUAUAUAGGCGACACUCUCCCCUAAUUAGUAGUACAGAUGAAAACCUGUAACACCGAUUCACCCUUUUGUCUGUUGCUUCUGACAUUUUGGCAUCUAGCUUGUUGAAUAAGCUAAUCGAUGGGUACGUCUUGAGUUUUAAAACCCUUUGUGUGUUUUUGCUGUUGUACACAUAGGGUAGGCUGGUGUAUCUAGCUCCACGCUAUAAUUAGGUGGGUUGUGUCCGGGGUUAGGAAAGCCCUGUAUUUGGGACAGGCCUCUGUUUGAUAUCGUAGGAGAACACACACACCCCCCUGUGCAAUUAAUGGUCCCAGAUCUGAUAAAGCUCCUCCCAUCAUCUGAUAAAGCUCCUCCCAUCAUUUGUCCUUGAAUUUUGGAAACGUCUCUCUGAUGUUUAGAUCCUUAACUGCCAAUGAUAUUGGUUGACUGCGCAUUUGACUUUAUGUUUCCACUAAUAGGAACACGCGUCCUGGGGGGGGGGUCAGGUAUCUCUGGUAUCAGCAUACUACUCGGCAUCGUGAUACUUGGCUUGGUAUCACGUCAUUAGUAAAAUGUUGAUAUUGUGACAACCCCACUCUGAAAAUAGGCACAUUUUCUUGCGGUUUCCACAGAUUUCUAGCGUGUCGCUGUGCAAAACCAAAUGUUUUGUCUCCUUUGUGCCCCGACCAGUUAGCAUCCCUGGCUAUUGUCCGGUUUUAUUAUUGUGCUUUUCAGCGUGUUUCAUUCUCUCUGUAAAGUCUGUCUAUGAUGGUUCUGUUGUGCCCCAGAUAUGACUUGGUUUUACAGGGAUCACAGACACUUUUUCAAAAGCCUGAGUUUUCCCAGGCUGACCUGAUUGAAACCUUGUUGUUUUGGGGGUUCUCCUAUCCCGUGGAGUGAGGGGGGAAUGCAGACACACAUCUACAGUCAUGGUGGGUUCGAGAGACCCAGAUUCUGUGCAGAUUGUCAGAUCCUUACAAUACUUCUAGAAAUGAUUUAGAAUAUGCCCAUCUGGGUUGCACCCAGGAUAACACGCUGCCUGGGGUGUGUGGAGAGAGAGGGGGGCAGCGGUUUGCCAUAACACAGCUUCUAAUGUGCAGGGUAGGCACUGUGAGGCCAGCCUUAACUCAACCCUGGAGUCAGAGUGAGAAAGAGGUAGAGGCUGGCCACACCUAUAUAGAGAAAGCCUGAACACUGUUCAAUAGGAUUGAUACUGUAAACCUUUAUGUCCAGAACCUCCCAAUAUAAAUACACACUUGGUGGCUUAUGCUUUGUUUUAGUGUGCUGCGGUUUCCAAAAGGAGAUGUGGAUGCAUUGUUUUUAGACAUUCCAGAAGAUUCCACCAGUACCUUUAGCAUCUCUAACUGGCACUUUUCAACAGCAAAAAGCAACGAUUUUGUCUGAGGUUAUUUUUGGCCACAAUACGGCCAAUCGCAAAGGAAUCGUUUUUAAUGUAAAAUGAUUUGAUGGUAAAUUGUAUUGAUUUGUUGAUUGUCCCUUAUGUCUUCCCUUUGAGUGUAGAGGGAGUCCAUUUACUGCUGGUCAGAUGAGACGCAUCUCCCUCCUAUCCUUCCUUCUUGGUAUUUACAGUGGAUUCACACUGGCCACGUUCAAGGCCACUUCAUUGCAGUCGCAUGCCAGAACCUCACAAUGCCUGGAUAGGUGUUUUUGUAUCAGCUUACCACAAAAUGACACCGCCAACUGAUGCCGGACUGGAAAGUCAGUGAGGUGGCACGCAGCCAUAGGUUGCUGCAUGCAGUGCGACUGUAAUGUAGUCAGCCUGGAACGCAACCACUGUGUUCACCCAGGAAAAAAACCUACUUAGCCAUGUUGAGUUCCAUUAUUUGGAAAUGGUCAGUGAUUCUUGAGGUGUGCCCUCUAUAAACCUUAUAAUCUGGAUCGGUGGGGGCAGUCCUCUGAUCCAGUCCUAUUGAUUGCUGAACAAAAUGUUGUUUUUGUUUGGUUACGCUUUAUGCUAUGUCCUUAGUAGCCCUUUUCAGUACCUGUGUUCAAACAUUUUCUCUGCUGAUGCCAAGCACUGUCCCAUAGAUGUUUUGUGUAUCUUCUAUACGAUAUCUCUGUUAGAUACAUAACAGAUUGCCUGUGAGGUGGGCAGGGGUCAGGGAGGGGGUCAGUGAAUGGGGGGGGGGUUACGGUUCUAAAGCACUUACUGUACUAUAUAUGGGAGGGGGUUCCUCUUAUUUUUCUGAAAGGGGGCCUCUCCUCGGCUGAAGCUCUUGAUAUGUUGUGAGACUAAAACCACACAGCUGUGUAUUUCCCCCUUUCCCUGUGUCUGACCCGGUCAUAUACCCUGGGUGUAUUCAUUAGGCACCAAACGGAAGAAAAUGGACUGAAACAGGGAGAUACUACCUGACCUUGCCCAAUAAGAAACAGUUGUUUUAAUUUUCCAUUGCUACGGUGUGCCCUAGUGAAUACAACCCCUGUCCCAUGUCUGUCUGUCCCUCAUCUCUUUGUCUGUCUGUAGUCAACACAAGACUCUCAUCCUGUCUUCCCUCUCUGUCACUCACGCCCUCCUCUCCUCCCCAGCUCCUCUUUAUCUGUUGUCUUGUGUUUUGUUGGACAGUCAGUCCACACGGUCGUUGAGAAGCUAUUAUAUUUAGAGGUUUUUUUAAGAAGAAACUUGUGGGUGGAUAAAGAAGAGGCUUGUGCCUUUUGUAAAGACAGAAUAAUAAAGUUUGUACUUCAUUUUUUACAA
Oncorhynchus kisutch (coho salmon) is the source of this 4969-nucleotide messenger RNA. It is a transcript of the gene tfap4, whose product is annotated as transcription factor AP-4 (activating enhancer binding protein 4). Gene Ontology annotation, biological process: regulation of transcription by RNA polymerase II. NCBI's taxonomy places the organism in Eukaryota, Metazoa, Chordata, Actinopteri, Salmoniformes, Salmonidae. Gene Ontology annotation, molecular function: DNA-binding transcription factor activity, RNA polymerase II-specific; protein dimerization activity; RNA polymerase II cis-regulatory region sequence-specific DNA binding. The record is from RefSeq and is a predicted model, not a curated record. The transcript is spliced from 7 exons. Gene Ontology annotation, cellular component: nucleus. The coding region runs from base 347 to 1351 and encodes 334 amino acids.